Molecule: messenger RNA, 456 nt
Organism: Coniosporium apollinis CBS 100218
Lineage: Eukaryota; Fungi; Ascomycota; Dothideomycetes
Exons: 3
Coding region: 1-456 (151 amino acids)
Cellular component (GO): nucleosome
Molecular function (GO): protein heterodimerization activity; structural constituent of chromatin; DNA binding
Source: RefSeq, a predicted model, not a curated record
AUGGCUUCGUCGAAGGAAGACACGAAGUCGCAGGCCGAUGAGUCACCCGGAGGCGAACAGCAUCAACAUCAGCUCAAAGGCGAGGGUUCAGCUCAGUCAGCCAGCUCGCCGGAAGGCGGAGAGCAACACAUGGAAGGCGAAGCCUCAGCUCAGUCAGAGACGUUUGUCGUGCAGGACGGGCUCCCCGUCGACUUCACUCCAAGUGACCCCGUUAUCGAUUCUGCCGAUUUCGAAGAAUUGGUGCGUGAGCUCUGCCACAAGAUCAACCCGGAUAUUCGCAUCGAAUCGACGGCACUCGCUGCGAUGCACGACUUCUCAGAAGUGCUCUUAGAUGGGCUUUUUGAAGUCUGUGCCAAGGCCAAACCUCACGAUGAGUUCAGAUUCGUGUCUGAUUCUUACUUCAAUCUCAUCAAGCGCAUGAUGAACGUGGUGGCCCUUGCUUCCGCGGCAGAUUGA